AAGCACGUAAUGUACUCGUAGAGCGAGGCGGGUGGCGCGUGGCGUGGGUGGUGCGACGCACGCAUGCGCACCGCCGCCACCGCCGCCACCGCCGCGCCGCUCGCAGGAACCUCGCGAGAUGGCUCAGUGGCACGGCGGGACGCCCGGUCGAUUCCUGAGCGCGCGCAAGCACCAUCUCACCGUACCGUAUGAAACGUAAAUUAUAUACAAAUAUAAAUAAAGCCGGCCAUACACGCCAAGGUUAUCACUAUCCUUGUGGGCAAAGUGAAUAAUCUCCACUGUAAUUAUUCAAUUGUCGAGACAUAUUGUUGAAUCUGAUCGAACGAUUGCUGUCAUCUUAAAAAAAUCAAAGGACGCAUUCGUAUAUCUCCCGUCAUGUGAUAACUACACGCUGAGUGCGAUGAGAUGAUUUAGUUGUUGUUUUUUUCUGACGGUUGACAGUGCAAAGUCAAGGAUAUUGUAAUAGUAUUGUGACAUAAAGUUAUGGUAGUUAUUGAAGUAUGGAUAAUCGGGUAAUGUGUGAACUUGUAUAGUGUGAUGUUCUAACGUGUUUCGAGAGGAAUUGUUAUGAAGGGGAAUAUGUCAGCUGUGCUACCAGAGAGAGUGUGGCGCGGAAGGUGAGCGAUGGCGGCGCGGUGGGCGGCGUGGGCGCUGGCAGUAUGCGCGUGCGCCUCCGCCGCGCCGGCUGAGAUGCACACGCGUCCAUCCGCCACGCCGACGCCGCCCGCGCCGUCCUGCGACCCGCUGCUGCUGCGGAACAUACCGCCUCUGCCGACGAAUUCUCGUGAACACGAAGCGGCUGCUGUACACACGGCGCGUGCCCUAGCAGAACUGGUUGAACAGGGUGUAGCAGAUGAAUCCCGCGCGGCCGCGCUAGCACGAGCCGCAGCGCGAGCGCCGCUGUCGCCGCCGCCAGCCGCCGUGGCUCUAGGGGCUCCACAAUUGCACCUCGGAGUACUAUACUUCGCAGAACCACCGCGACUCAUCGUUUUUCAACAAAAUAACACUCUCACGUUACGACAAUUCUGGAGGACGUUGGCAUCAGCUUGGAAUGCUACCGCUGUAGUAUGGUCAAACGCUUGGUUUUCCUGCGAGAGUGGCGACGAAGGUUGGUGGGGAGGUGUCGCAGCGGCACGUGGUUUUGGCCCUACAAGAGCCGCUGCUGCUGUAUUUCGUCGCUGGCCAGCCGUGCCGUGUGAGGAAGCUAUGUACGACUGGCUCGGAGGACCUCCACGGUGUGAUUCUGUUAGUACAGAGUGUGAAGCGUAUUCAGCAUUGGGAAACAGUGACCGAAAGAUAGAGUAUCGAUGUAAAUGCCAAGGAGGGCACUGGAGCGAAAUCGGUGAUGGCUGGGUGAGCGGAAGUGCGUUAGCUAAUAAUGACGCACAUGUCCUCACCUGCACUCCUUGUGGGAUGGGAAGCGACGUCACGGCGUGCCUCGCUGAUGUUUACCGCGUGGUACUUCUCGCCGUCAACUUAGCAGGAAUGCUCAGCUGUCUUGUUAUUGGUCUUAUUAUCUUUAGAAAGAGAAAGUGUAAGGCUGUAGCGAUGGGAAUGUGGACCGUGUUGGAAGUUGUUCUCGUAGGCGCUUUCCUGAUUUAUUCAUCUGCGGCGUCUCAAUACUUAUCUAACGGUAAAUGGCGAUGCAUCGCCGGCGCGUGGCUGCGCGAGCUCGGCUUCGUCGCCUGCUACGGCUCCGUAGUGCUGCGACUGUGGGUGUUGCUGGCCGAGUUCCGCACCAGAAAGGCACAUCGAUGGACGCCUAGAGAUUCUGAGGUCCUCCGCGUGGUGGGUGCGAUGUUGUUGGGAGCGACGUGCUAUCUAGCAGCAUUCACCGCUACUACAGUGUGUGAUGAUGACUGGAACGGAUGCGCACGCGCCGCCUGGCAUCACGUCACUGCCGCCGCCGAGAUUUUGCUGCUCGUCGCUGGUAUCAGAAUCGCGUACGCUGCUCGGAAUGCUAAUGUGCCAUUUCAAGAGCGCCGGUGGCUGACAGCGGCGCUGUGGUCGGAGGUGGCGUGUGGCGUGUGGUGGCGCUGCCUGGCGUGGGGCGCCGGUGGAGCGGCGCCGGAGCGCUGGCCGGUGGCGGCGACGGUGCGCGCGCAGCUCUCCGCGGGCGCCGCACUCGCCUGCGUGCUUGCACCACGCCUCUGGCACGGAUACAGAGCCAGAUCACUUGCACAGGAGGUGUCUCGCCGAGGUCCAGCGGAAGGUUUCGGUCCAGAAGCUGAAGAAGAACCAACAUCCGAGGAAGUAAGGGCCGAGUUGAAAAGAAUUUAUAUUGAGCUGGAACUGCUGCGUAGCAAAACUAUGCGAAGAGACAAUCCACACAUAAGCAAGAGGAGAGGGGGCAGGAAACCACAUCGCAGAUUCUCCUUGCAGAAAAAGGGCAGUCGGGAAAAGGCUCUUCAAGCUCGUCGCGGUGGUAAGAAGGCCGGCGGCAAUGCCAGCGCGGUGGAGGCGAGCGAGGCGUGCGACGCUUCCCGCACGCCCGAGGACUCCGUCUGCUCCGCUGAAGGUCCAUCCCACUACACAGAUGGAGACACCCAGGCCUGAUCGUUCCCCAAUUCAUUCGAUGUAAAUGGGGUUCUAAAUUAUAAACUCUUCUAUGUCGCAGCAAUCGUUGACGCUGAUGUUGAAUUUGGUCAUAAUGCGUGUCGUAACUUGAGCAAAAUGUCUAAAAAGAGUAUUGCUACAAAAGCAUUACGUACAAAAAUAAUUUUGAUUCGUUGAAGGUUGGGGUGUGGGUCCAUAUUUGAAAUUUAUGAAGACACCAAACAACUUGAAGGUGAUUGGCAAUUAUUCCAAUGGUGUAAUGUUGAAUAACUUUUGACCAUGAUGUUGGCUCAAAGUGGUAAUAAGAUAGUUCGUUGCCUGUUAAGUCAGUUUAAAGUAAGAGUUAAACGUUAUUAUUAUGAGGAAACCAAAAGUUUCCUAAAUAGAUGUACAGCAGUAGUACAUAUUGUACUGGUAGAAAAUUUAUUGCUGUCGUUAUUAAAUAUUGUCGGUGCAUGUUUAAUUGCACUUAAAUACAUCGGUUAUUUUGGAAUCAUGUGUUAACAGUUGAUUUUGUGGUAUAUAAUUACGUGACUAUAGUCGGAAAAUAAAAUUGCUUAUGAAUGUUUAUUUAUUUUGUCCGAAAAUCUAAACCCGAAUAUUGGAGUUUUAGUUUUCACAAAUUAAAUCUUAGUCGUUCUAAAAAUCCCGCGGUAGUUGGUGGUAUAUGUAUCAAAUGCACAAAUCUGCAAUCACAAUUUUACUGUAUACUACGUACAUAUAUGUUUCAAUGUAAAUUUUAUAUCUUUACUUAUUACUAGUUCCAUGUAUCUGUAAAUGUUCUUAUUUUCAAGCUGUCCCUGUGGCUUUGUCUUGUAGAUAUAAUCAGACAAAUACCUGUUUUGUCAUAUUUCACGUGUUAUGGAUAAUUUUACAUAGCUGGUAAGAAAUCAUUUGUAUAAGGGCGAAUACAUAGAAUAUUUCAUAACGAAUAUAAACCAAUACCUAUUGCAGCCUUAUUCAUGUCAAACAAUCUAGUAAAUAUAACUAGUCAACAAGUACCUAAGCAGGCCAUUGGUUACAGUAUAUACACAAAGUAUUCUGAUGUUCAUUACAAGAAGUGUCCUAACUUCCUCUAUAAGCAUUUAGAUAUAAAAUAAUAUGUGUUCCAGUUUGAGGCACAUGCCUUAACAAUAUCAAUCUGAGCCGCAUAAUUAGAUUGCUAAUCGUGAUCACCACCUUAUUCAGAAUUUUGAUAUAGUGACAGUAAAAAGGCUCAGUCGACUUAGAAUGCCCCAAAAACACGACUCGUAAGUCGAUGUCGUUUAAUUUUGACGUUUGUGAUUGGUCGCGAGACCAAUGCGUCAGUCACGUGCGUUUUUCAACCAAUCACAAAACGACACGGAGUCGUGUCGUGUUUUUUUACCACAUUCUAAGCACACAGUUUUGUUAUGUUAAGAGUCACUGGCACAAAUGGCUAUUUCAAUAUUUUAUAAUAGAUACUUAUUGUCUACCUUCAUACCGAGCAUCACUAUGUUUAAUCUCCGGUCUGCUCACAUGUUUACUCAUUAAUAUUCUAUAGAUAUUCUAAUUAAGGACAUGACUUAAACUUAUCAGUGUUAGGGAUCAAUACUUAUAAUCUGGUUAUCUGAUUGUCAUUCAAAUAUUUGUUGGUUUUGAAAUGUUAUGUUUUAUUUCAUUUUAAUUUCUUCAAUCAGAAUUGCGGUGAUAAUAAGUUAUUUUAUUUGUUAUAUUUUGAUGUGCUAUAAAAUAUGUAAAUAAUGAAAGAAUAGUUUCAUAAUUUUGUUGAUUUUUUUUGUAUUGAUAUUAUAUUAUGUACGUUGAGCUUGAUAUAUUUUCGUGGUAUGUGCAAUCUUACUGAUGCCAAAGAAAUAUAAACAAUAUUGUAUUAAUUAUUGAAUACAUGACAAUAUUCAUAA
This is a messenger RNA of Manduca sexta (tobacco hornworm), 4436 nucleotides long. It is a transcript of the gene smog, whose product is annotated as probable G-protein coupled receptor 158. The transcript has 11 exons. Gene Ontology annotation, molecular function: G protein-coupled receptor activity. Gene Ontology annotation, cellular component: membrane. Gene Ontology annotation, biological process: G protein-coupled receptor signaling pathway. The coding region runs from base 625 to 2556 and encodes 643 amino acids. The record is from RefSeq and is a predicted model, not a curated record. Lineage: Eukaryota; Metazoa; Arthropoda; Insecta; Lepidoptera; Sphingidae.